Messenger RNA from Hevea brasiliensis (rubber tree), 1485 nucleotides. Its product is annotated as pentatricopeptide repeat-containing protein At3g25210, mitochondrial. Lineage: Eukaryota; Viridiplantae; Streptophyta; Magnoliopsida; Malpighiales; Euphorbiaceae. The record is from RefSeq and is a predicted model, not a curated record. The coding region runs from base 149 to 1336 and encodes 395 amino acids. The transcript has a single exon. Gene Ontology annotation, molecular function: protein binding.
ACCCAUCAAAAUUCUUGUAAGGGCUUUCGAUUUGUAAAGUCAUCUCCUUUUCUGGCACUCGUUGCCUCUGCUUCCGUGGGAGGAGACUGGACUGUAACAUAGUUGUGAAUUCGUAUCUUCUCUUCCUCUACCUCUUUCCUCUGGAACUAUGUCUAUGAGCUUAACCUAUCUGCUCACCUGCACAUCCAAAAAACCCAAAUCUCUCUUUUCUGCAUUCUCAUCUCUAUCUUUUCUCCAAAUCACGAAAUCAUCGCUCUGUCUCUGCACCAUGUCCUCCUUGCCCUCCGCCGAUAACAGUCAAUUUCCACCAACGGAAAACAGUGACCUUUCAGUCCCUCCUAUUCCAAGAACACGAACCCGAACACCGCUUGAGACUCAAUUCGAAACCUGGACCCAAAACCUCAAACCCGGGUUCACCCCUACUGAUGUCGAUGCCGCCCUCCGUGCCCAAUCAGACCCUGAUCUUGCGCUCGACAUCUUCCGCUGGACUGCGCAGCAACGCAAUUACAAGCACAACCAUGUCACCUACCUCACAAUGAUCAAAACCCUCAUCGACGGUAGGCGAUACCGUCACGCGGAAACUCUAGUAGAAGAGGUAAUGGCCGGCGCUUGUGAUAUGAGCGUUGCUCUCUACAAUUCCAUGAUUCGUUUUUGUUGCAAUCGUAAGUUCCUGUUCAACCGUGCUUUUGAUGUGUAUAAAAAAAUGUUGAAGUCGGAUGAUUGUAAGCCCACGCUUGAAACCUAUACAUUGUUGCUGAAUUCGUUGCUUAGAAGAUUUAACAAGUUACAUGUUUGCUAUGUCUAUUUACAUGCUGUUAAGUCUCUGACAAAGCAAAUGAAGGCCUCCGGUGUGAUACCGGAUACUUUUGUUUUGAAUAUGAUCGUCAAGGCUUAUGCUACUUGUCUAGAGGUUGAUGAGGCGAUUAGAGUUUUUCGCGAAAUGGGUUUGUAUGGAUGCUACCCGAAUGCAUAUUCCUAUAGUUAUGUGGUGAAGGGGUUGUGUGAGAAGGGGAGAGUGGAGCAGGGUCUAGGGUUUUAUAAGGAAAUGAAGGGUAAACUAUUGGUGCCCAGUGGGAGUACUUAUAUGAUUUUGAUUUGUAGUCUUGCAAUAGAAGGGAGGUUUGAGGAGGCAAUUGAAGUGCUUUUUGAUAUGUUGGGGCAAUCAAGAGCACCAGAUUUGUUGACUUACAAGACUGUUUUGGAAGGAUUGUGUAGGGAAGGGAAGAGUGAUGAAGCUUUUGAGCUACUUGAAGAAUGUAGAAAGAGGGAUAGAUUGAUGAGCCAGAAGACUUACAAGACUUUGUUGAAUUCGUUGCAUUUUCUUAAUCAAGAGUAGAUUUGAUUCUGACUUCGGUGAUUAUAUUCAAAUGUUUGGUAACACUAAUUUCGUCAGAUUGGAAAUACUGUAAGGGCAAGCAGAAUGUUAAGAUACUGUUGAAGCAGGGCCUAAAUGUCUGAUUUAAUAUGGGAGCCAUCUGGGCCGAU